Molecule: messenger RNA, 11496 nt
Organism: Fonsecaea erecta
Lineage: Eukaryota; Fungi; Ascomycota; Eurotiomycetes; Chaetothyriales; Herpotrichiellaceae
Exons: 3
Coding region: 1-11496 (3831 amino acids)
Biological process (GO): DNA repair; regulation of DNA-templated transcription
Cellular component (GO): NuA4 histone acetyltransferase complex; SAGA complex; nucleus
Molecular function (GO): transcription coregulator activity; protein binding
Source: RefSeq, a predicted model, not a curated record
AUGGAUAACUCUCAGAAGAUCGAUGUCUACGCCGCGAGGCUCAAUACACGGACAAAAUCGAACGUGGCCACGGAACUCCGCGACUCUAUCGAAUCUCUAUGUACGCCCUCCAGCGUCUAUACAAAGUUCUUGACCAGGUUAUGGCCUGUCUUCAAGAAGAUUCUGGAGGGGAAACCAGACCACAACCCGACCUCCUUCGAACACAUCCUCCGGAACCAGAUUCUCGAGAUCCUUCACAGACUACAACAUCAGCUGCGGGAGGUUGAACCCUUUGCGCUGGACAUGGUAGAAACCCUGAUGGAGCUGGUGAGGGUGGAAAAUGAAGACAAUGCCGUCCUGUGUCUGAAGACGAUAAUGGAUCUUGAGCGACACCAACCAAAUGCCACCGCUUCGAAGGUCCAACCGUUCCUUGACCUCAUUCAAGAGAUGUUCGAGUUAAUGGAACAGGUGGUCCGUGACACCUUCGACUCACCCGUGCCCCAUCACCAAGCUUCAUCCUCGACGUCUAUGCCCCAGAGCCAGACCUUCCAGUCCCCACGCCCUGGCUCGCCUGCGACAACGGUGUCGGAUCCAGGGGUGGAAAAGAAGGAGCACGCGCCGCUAGCGAAGGGUAUGCAAUCCUUUAAGGUUCUUUCAGAAUGUCCCAUCAUUGUCGUUUCCAUAUUCCAAGCGCAUCGGACCUCGGUCUCUGCCAACGUCAAGAAAUUCGUGCCUUCCAUUAAGGGCAUUCUAUUGCUACAGGCCAAAGCGCAAGAAAAAGCACACGCGGAUGCGGCGGCAAACAAGACCAUAUUUACUGGUGUCAGCAAAGAGAUUAGAAACCGUGCCGCUUUCGGUGACUUCAUCACGGCUCAAGUCAAGACCAUGAGUUUCCUGGCGUAUCUUCUCCGGGUAUACGCAAAUCAGCUGACAGACUUCUUACCAACCCUUCCUGGCGUGGUUGUGAGGUUAUUGAAAGACUGUCCAAAGGAAAAGUCUGGUGCGCGCAAAGAACUACUGGUUGCGAUACGGCACAUUAUCAAUUUCAACUAUCGCAAAAUCUUCUUGAAUAAAAUUGACGAGCUGCUGGACGAACGGAUCCUCAUUGGUGAAGGCUUGACCGUGUAUGAGAGUAUGCGUCCGUUGGCAUAUAGUAUGCUCGCAGAUCUCAUUCAUCAUGUGCGGGACUCGUUAGAUCGCAAUCAGAUACGGCGCACAAUCGAAGUGUACACGAAGAAUCUUCACGACAACUAUCCCGGUACAAGCUUCCAGACCAUGAGUGCGAAAUUGCUGCUCAAUAUGGCCGAAAGCAUCACCAAGCUAGAGAACAAGGAAGAGGCGAGGUAUUUCUUGAUCAUGAUUCUCGACGCAAUCGGCGACAAAUUUGCUGCGAUGAAUUAUCAGUACGAGAACGCUGUGAAGCUGAGCCGCCAAUACGGAGACAAAUUAAAAGAGAAUCAACCAGAGACAUACAUGGAUGACAAAGACGAGGUUCCGGACUGGGAUGAAGUGGACAUUUUCAACGCCACUCCAAUAAAGACGUCAAAUCCACGAGAGCGAGGCGCUGACCCAGUGAACGAUAACAAAUUCCUCCUCAAAAACCUUGUCAACGGCCUGAAGAAUAUGUUCUGGCAGCUGAAAACAUGCAACCCUCCGGGACUGAACAUAGACCCAGCCCACGUGCCCUCCAACUGGUCCGAAGUGUCUUUUGGGUACAACGCUGAAGAGACACGUGUGAUCACUAAGCUCUUCCACGAAGGCGCACGGGUUUUCCGAUACUACAGUGCAGGAGCGCCAGCACCAAAUGCGCAUAAUAUCCCUCCCGUGGACCUUAUAGCAAGCCACACAAUGGGGCAAAUGGGCACAGAAGAGAAGGAUUUGUUGGAGGCCUUUGGGACCGUCUUCCAUUGCAUCGAUCCAGCCACCUUUCAUGAAGUCUUCCAAGCUGAGAUUUCUUACCUUCACGAGUUGAUGGCUGAACACCCGGCCUUGCUACAUCUCCCUCAAUUCUUCCUUGCCAGCGAGGUUACAUCACCAAUUUUUGCAGGAAUAGUCUUACAAUACCUCGUGACCAAGUUGCCCGUGGUUGGAUCGUCAGACAUUGUCCGAUCGUCGAUACUGUUGAGGAUGUUCAAGCUGUCAUUCAUGGCCGUGACGCUUUUCUCCGCAAACAACGAGUCGGUUCUGCUUCCGCAUGUUACGAAGAUCAUCACACAAUGUGUGCAGAUGUCGGUAACGGCAGAGAAGCCUAUGCAUUACUUCAUUCUUCUUCGGUCCCUGUUCCGAAGUAUUGGUGGAGGGCGCUUCGAACUCCUUUACAAGGAUGUCCUUCCGCUACUCGAAAUGCUCCUGGAAACUUUUAAUCACCUUCUCCAAGGAGCUCGAGAUCCUCACAACCGCGAUUUACUCAGUCAUUUGUUACCGCAUCUCAGCCAUUUGAUGAGACCCUUGGUUGUGGCUCUUCACGCCGGCCCCGAUCUUGUUGGUCAGGGGCUUAGGACACUCGAACUUUGCGUUGACAAUCUCACAGCGGAUUAUCUAGACCCGAUAAUGGCACCAAUUAUGGAUGAUCUGAUGAUGGCCUUGUUUCAGCAUGUGAGGCCUCAGCCGUACCAUCAUUUUCACUCUCAUACGACAAUGCGCAUUCUCGGUAAACUUGGUGGACGCAGCAGGAAAUAUCUGACCAGUCCACAUCGCCUGGCCUUUCGGCGCUACACCGACGACGAACCUAGCUUCGACAUUCGACUUAUUGAGACCAGCCGAGAUCGAGCAUUCCCGUUGGAUGUUGGUGUUGAUCAAGCCAUCAGAAAACUCUCUGAGACGACCAAGAACACGAAUUCAAAGGCUUUGGACCUAUAUUACAAGCAGCAGUCGUUCAACUAUAUCAGCAACCAAGUGAAGUUGUUCAUCGGCCAAGACCAUCUUCCCGAUGAUCUCGCAACUCUCCUCCGUCUGCAGGCGAAUGACCUCCUUGCUCGGCGCUUCUCCACAUAUGCUGACAUGCUGACCGAGAACGAAUUUGGUAAAUCGGUGCAAAAGCGUCGAGAAGAGGAAGAGAACCUGAAGAAGCUCCUCAAGGCCUGCUUUAUUGCAACGACUGUUUCGGAUCUAAAAUCCCAAGCUGAAGCUUUCAUUCAGAGCGUCUCUCGCCACUUUACUAUCGUGGAACUUGGGCAGGCUCUAUGUGAUGCCGGCCGGAGAACCAAGGAAUUCAACGUCAACCUUGGUGAAGGUGCAGUGCAUCUCAGCACUCGCAUCCUAGCCGACGUUAUUUGCGACUGUCUGGCCUCAGACAACAUCGUUAUCCGCGAGGCUGCCGAAGCAUCAAUGCUGACCGUUGUGGAUACAGCCCGCACGAUUUUUGGUAGUGAGGAAAAGGCCGCCAAACUUCCUUUCUUCAGCCAUAUCACUCAGACAUUCUGCCACAGAUGCCGUGAGGUAGAGUGGUUCACCAAGGCUGGCGCUACUUUGGGAAUCCAAAUCUUGGUCAAGAAACUCAAUCUGGGAAAUGCCUUCCUCAACAGCAAGCAACUUGAGAUAAUCAAAGCUUUGCUCUUCGUGAUCAAGGACACACCUCAAGAAGUUCCAGCGACCACUCGCAAUACUGCCCAAGAGACACUGGAAUUUCUUCUACGGAAAUGCUGCGCUGGCCAAACCCGGGAGAUGCUCACAAACGAGAGGAGCACCAUUCAUGCCCUGUCUGUGACCUUUAGUCUCGAGCUGUCCCAUAUGAAUACACACGCGCGUGAGACAGCGCAACACGCCUUCUCGGUCAUGGCAGAGGUUGUGGGUGUUGAGGUGUAUGAACUGAUAGCCCCAGUCAAGGAAAGAUUUCUCCCCCCAAUCUUCAACAAGCCACUUCGGGCCCUCCCCUUCCUUUCGCAAACCGGCUUCAUCGACGCAAUCACCUACUGUUUGGGUCUGGGCCACGAUCUCGUCCCGUUGAACGAUCAGCUCAACCGACUUAUGAUGGAAUCACUGGCGCUUGCAGAUGCAGAUUCUGAGAUCCUGCACCCAAAACCGGAUGAAUACAACAACGCGCAGUUAAUUGUCAACCUACGUGUCUCAUGUCUUAGACUUCUCUCCCUGGCCAUGAGCUUGCCGGAUUUUGCGACCGGGCCACAGAAUUCCAGCCGAGCCAGGAUUAUUACUGUCUUUUUCAAACUGCUCUACUCGAAAUCACCCGAGAUCAUUGAGGCUGCCAAUGCUGGUCUGAAGGAAGUACUGGCCCAGACCUCGAAACUCCCAAAAGAUCUUCUCCAGAAUGGGCUCAGGCCUAUUUUGAUGAAUUUGCAAGACUCGAAACGACUCACUGUCGCUGGACUGGAAGGCCUUGCGAGAUUACUGACACUGUUGACCAAUUAUUUCAAAGUUGAAAUAGGCUCUCGGUUGCUUGAGCAUAUGAGAGUCAUUGCUGAUGAGCAGUUGCUGCAAAAAGUCUCCUUCGGGAUGAUUGAACAAAAUCCACAGAUGAAGAUCGUCACGGCGAUUCUCAAUGUUUUUCACCUCCUUCCCCCUGCAGCUACCAGCUUUAUGGGAGACUUGGUGAACGGCGUCUUGGAUCUGGAGUCAAAACUUCGCCGCACAGUGGCUAGCCCCUUCCGUCAACCGCUCAUACUUUAUCUCGACAAAUAUCCCAAGGAGACGUGGUCAUUCUUUCAACCGCGCCUACAAGAGGAGAAGUACGGGCGCUUUUUUGCGCAAAUCCUACGCUCGGAGUCUAGCCCUGCUAUUCGCGAUGCUGUCAUGAACGACACAGAAAACUUUAUUAAAGCUGCGUUCGAGAUCGAGGCUGCACAAGAGCGCCGCACCGCGGCAAUCAAUGGCAUCUACGUAGUACACUCAAUCUGCAGCUUUGAACAUGCCAGAGACUGGCUGCGCGAUCAGGAGCAGCUAAGAAACAAGGUCCUGAGUGCUGCCCUUGAAAUCGAGGGCGAACUCCGCCAAGAUCAUCUGCCGCCCACACAGCGCCUGCGUGCUGAGCAAACUGGAGAUCAAGUGAUGGAUGUCCUAACACAAUACCUGACAUCAUCUCCGGAUGAUCUCGACUUCAUGAUUGAGCUCUUUUCUUCGGCCGCACGGGGAACAAUAAAGACACCUUUGCAGCUGAUGAAAUAUAUCUUUCAUUCUGUCAUAGCUCAUGAAUCCGCAAGCCGUCGGUUCAAUAUCGUCGAGAGAUGUCUCGAGGUUUAUUCGCAAAAGGGCGAAUCUCACAAGUUGAAGACAUUUUUGUUGCACAAUGUGGUCAACCCCAUCAUGGCAAGAGAUGUUCAAAACAGCCGGAAAAAGGAUAGCAAGGCCGCUCCUCUGGCAGACAGCAAGCUAUUCAACAUGUUUUUAGAGCGUCUGUGGAAACCUGCCACUACCGAUGGCUCCGACGACUCAUCUCAGCCCGGUAUCGACCAUACUCGCAUGGAAGCCUUGCAGCUUUCUGCGUUUAUUUUGAAAUACCACAAGGAUGCUGUUUCAGAAGAUCGGAAAGACAUAAUCAAAUACUCCUGGACCUAUAUCAAGCUAGAAGACGUCAUCAACAAAUAUGCAGCCUAUGUCCUGAUCUGUUACUUCAUACGGUCUUAUGACACACCUCCAAAGAUCGCCGUGCAGAUAUACAAUCAGCUGUUGAAAGCUCACCAGAAUGAAGGCAAGGCUCUUGUCACCCAAGCUCUGGAAGUGCUGGCACCGGUGCUGCCCGCGAGAAUAGGCGCCAGUGCCAAUACGCCAGGAGACAAGAGAACUCCUUCCUGGGCUCGAUUACCGCGCAAAAUCUUAAACGAAGAGACAGGAAAUCUGCAGCAGGUUCAGAGCAUCUUCAACUUCAUUGUGCGCCAGCCUGACCUCUUCUACGAGUCGAGGGAGCUCUUCAUCCCAACGAUGAUCCAAAUGCUCCACAAACUUGCUCCUCCGAUAAACCCUUCCAACGAGAACAAGAAGCUUGCUUUGAACCUGAUUGCUCUGAUUCAGCAAUGGGAAAGUCGGCGUGUCUCUGCGGUAUCUCCUCCUCAGUCUGGGACUGAUUUGACGCCUUCACGCAAGAGAGAUGCGGCUGGGGAACAGAAGCUACCUCCACCACCAGCCAAGGAGAAAGGAGAAUACGUGAUUCCGCUUGAGCUUCGCACGGUUGUUGUCAAGUACAUGAUCAACUUCAUCACCUCUUUGUUGGAACGCUUCCCUGUGCCGGCUGCAGAGGUCAAGGCCAAGACUAGUCAGAAGGCUCAGCAGCAAAUUCUUUCGAACGAAAUGUGCAAAAAGGGCGUUGAGCUACUCCGGGAGCUGCUGGCUCCGAAUAUGUGGACAGACGUUGAUGUUGGCCUCUAUGAUAAGCAGCUCGAACCAAUACUGUGUCUAGAAAAGACUCCAGACUCGAAGCUCGACGAGAAACAGCUGACGAACAUGGUUAACGCCUUGCAAGUCAUGCGGAUCUUGUUGAGCACGAAGCCGAACGAAUGGAUUAUUGACCACAUGGAGAAGAUCCAGAAGCUGCUAGAGAAGCCCCUCAAAAUGGAAGAGCCUGAGAUCCAAGACUGUCUGCACCUAGUGACUGACCACGAUAAGUCUCCUCCGUUAGUCCGGCGAGUGCUCGAGGCCAUUCCAACUCAAAAGACGGAUGAUGCAGACGCAAUGGACUUGGACACCCCACCUUCGGAUUUCCCAACUCGGUAUUCCAAAAUCAUGGUUGGUGAGGCCUUGUCCAGUGGCAAUUACAUCUCUGGUAUCAAUAACCUAUGGACCCUUUCAUUGGUACGACCGGCCGACGUUGACGACCACAUCAACGGGGCGAUGAAAGCGUUUCAGCAGAAACUGGCCAAAGAACACAUUAACGCAUAUGUGAACCCGCCCGGGCCACCUCCCCCAGGUUGGCGUCUUGGUGAACCAUUGAUGGAUCCUUACGAGUUUGCGCUAGGCGUUGAUCUGAUCAAGAAAUCUAUUGAUAUCCUAUCAUCGCGCAUGGGUGAACUCAACGAGCAGCGGCGACCCUUCCUCAGUGUUUUGGCGUCACUUGUCGAGAAAUCUUUCAACGUCGAAAUGUGCAGCAAAGUGUUGGACAUGGUGGAGAAGUGGGUGUUCAAUUCGACCGAACCAUAUCCGACUCUCAAGGAGAAGACAGCCGUACUGCACAAGAUGCUCAUAUUCGAAAAGUGGCCCAAUCAAAAUCUCCUCGAACGCUUCCUUGAGCUCGUGAUUAAGAUCUACGAAGACCCGACGGUAACGCGAACGGAGCUGACAGUGAGACUGGAGCACGCUUUCUUGAUUGGAACUCGUGCCAAAGACGUCGAGAUGCGAAACCGCUUCAUGAACAUAUUCAACCGUGCUCUGUCCAAGACUGCCAGCUAUCGACUCAACUACGUGUUGACCCUGCAGAAUUGGGAUACAUUGGCCGACUCAUUCUGGUUGAAGCAAGCCUCACAUCUCAUCAUGGGCUCCGUCGAAAUGUCAAUGCCUGCUCGCCUACAUCCAGAAGAUGUUCGCGUUUGUCCGAUGUCCCAGUUGUUCAAUGCCAAUCUUGUCAAUCCCGAACAACGAAAAGACGAUAUAAUUAUCGAGGAUAGCCUUGACGCCCUGGUUGUUGCACAACGUCGCUUCAACCAAGAAAUCCAUGAAGUCAAAGUUCGUGACCUACUUGAACCGCUCACUCAAUUACAGCAUAUCGAUGACGACGUUGCAUUCAAUGUCUGGGUCAAAUUGUUCCCUCUCUGUUGGUCUGCUCUUAACAGGGAUGAGCGCCUUGACCUCGAGAAAGGGAUGGUGACCCUACUUACCCGAGAAUAUCACCAGAGGCAGCUGAACCUCCGUCCUAAUGUUGUUCAAGCAUUACUUGAGGGAGCGGUUCGAGCUAAACCACGGUUCAAGGUGCCUCCACACGUCAUGAAGUUUCUGAGCAAAACUUAUGAUGCUUGGUACACUGCUCUUUUCUCGCUCGAAGAAUCUACCAUUGACCCACUGAUUGACACUCCUGCGGUUCGCGAAAGCAACCUUGAUGCCCUGGUGGAAGUUUACGCCGGGCUGCAAGAGGAUGAUCUGUUCUAUGGAGCGUGGAGAAGACGGUGCAAGUUUAUGGAAACGAACGCUGCUCUCUCUUACGAGCAGCAUGGGAUCUGGGAUAAAGCACAACAGCUUUGGGAGUCGGCACAAGUCAAAGCGCGAACUGGCGUUGUGCCGUUCUCUCAAGGAGAAUAUUACUUAUGGGAAGAUCACUGGAUGAUCUGCGCUCAGAAACUCCAGCAGUGGGAUAUCUUAGGCGAAUUUGCAAAGCACGAGAAUUUCAACGAUCUACUUCUCGAAUCAGCCUGGAGGAACUAUGAAGCUUGGUCUGGCGAAGAAAACCGAAAUCAGCUGGAUGCGAUGAUCAAGUCCGUCUCCGACGCUCCAACACCUAGACGAACCUUUUUCCAGGCAUUCAUGGCGCUACUACGAUACAGCUCUAAACAGAUGUCGCGGGCGGAAUUCCAACAUGCCUGUGACGAAGCCAUUCAGCUCUCCAUGCGCAAAUGGCAUCAACUUCCCAAGCGUCUAACAAAUGCCCAUGUCCCAAUCCUGCAAAACUUUCAGCAGUUGGUCGAGCUCCAUGAUGCCAGCGUUAUCUGCGACAGUCUCAUGGGCACCAACGAGCGGAAUCUUGAUACCAAAUCACAAGAAGUCAAAUGCCUCCUACAGGCUUGGCGAGACCGGUUACCAAAUAUCUGGGACGACAUCAACGCGUGGCAAGACCUGGUCACCUGGCGUCAACAUGUCUUCCAACUUGUGAAUUCGACUUACUUGCCCCUUCUCCCUCAAGGUGGUAACAGUGGUGGCAACAAUUCAUAUGCCUUUAGAGGCUAUCACGAAACAGCUUGGAUUAUAAACAAAUUUGCUCACGUCGCAAGAAAACACCAGAUGCCUGAAGUCUGCAUCAACCAACUUGGCAAAAUCUACACGUUGCCCAACAUUGAGAUACAGGAAGCCUUCCUUAAACUGAGAGAGCAAGCCAAAUGCCAUUACCAGAACAAGGCAGAGCUCAAUAACGGUCUCGACGUAAUCAACAACACCAAUCUUAACUAUUUCGGUGCACACCAGAAGGCCGAGUUCUAUACGCUCAAAGGCAUGUUCCUGGCCAAGCUUCAGCAUGCGGAAGAAGCGAACGAAGCAUUCGGUGUAGCUCUCUACUACGAUCUUCGACUUCCAAAAGCUUGGGCAGAAUGGGGCCAGUAUUCCGAUCGUAAGUUUAAGGAGAACCCAUCGAAUAUCGAGGCCGCCAGUAAUGCCGUCAGCUGCUAUCUCGAAGCAGCAGGUCUGUACAAGAGUGCCAAGUCAAGGAAGAUGCUCAGUCGAGUAUUGUGGUUGCUUAGUCUUGACGACGAAGAAGGUCACAUCGCAAAGGCUUUUGAAGACUUCAAAGGCGAGACGCCAGUAUGGUACUGGACUACGUUUGUACCUCAACUACUCAGCAGCCUUGAGCACAAAGAGGCGCGGCUUACCAAAUCUGUAUUGGUGAAGAUCGCCAAAGCGUUCCCACAAGCGUUGUUCUAUCACCUACGUGCAACCAGAGAAGAUUUCUUGAGCAAGAAAAAACAGUACGAGUCCCAGAAAGCCAAGCUGCAAAAGAGUCAGGAGGAGAAGAAGGAACCUGGCUCGCGACCGGGCACAGCCAACGGCGAAGCUCAGACAAAUGGGUCCUCGUCUCCCAAACCUAAACAAGAGCCUGAUACAGACAGCGCCGAGCCGAGCGGCACUGAAGCUGGCAAGAAACCCGAGGAGCCCAAACGGCCGUGGGACUAUACCGAUGAGAUCAUGGCUGGCCUAAAGACUGCUUUCCCUCUGCUGGCGCUUUCAAUGGAAACGAUGACAGAUCAAUUGUCGAAGCACUUCAAAUGUCCGCCUGACGAGGAUGCACAUCGACUGAUUGUUGCACUGUUGAAUGAUGGGUUACACUACAUCAGCCGGGCGCCUAUGACCUAUGCCGAAGGCGCCAAAUUACCUCCUCAGACGGAAGCCAACGUUGCCCGAUUCGUGCAGGCUGUUCUUCCAGCCCACAUCCGCAAGUCGUUCGAGGCGGACUUCGUCCAAACCAAACCCACGAUGUAUGAGUAUAUCCACAAGCUAAGGAGGUGGCGGGACAAGUUCGAACAAAAGCUCGAUCAUAGGCAGCAGUGGGCUCCGUUAGAGUCCUACAGUCAUCACCUAAGCGAGUUCAAAUUCCUCAAGUUCGAUGACUCAGUGGAAAUCCCGGGACAAUAUCAACAACACAUAGACACGAACACCGACUUUGUCCGCAUUGAGCGCUUUAUGCCAACGGUCGAGCUCGUGAGAGGAAACAGCAUCUGCCACCGCCGCCUAACGAUUCGUGGCCACGACGGUUCUUUACAUCCCUUUGCCGUUCAGCAUCCCACAGGUGGCAGAGUCCGUCGCGAGGAACGAAUUGUACAACUGUUCCGGAUCUUUAAUCAGACAUUGGCCAAGCGCAAGGAGUCUCGUCGCCGAAAUCUAUAUUUCCACUUACCUAUCUUCGUGCCGAUAGCACCACACAUUCGACUGGUACAAGAUGAUGCCACGUAUGUAACACUUCAAUCCGUGUAUGAAGACCAUGUUCGGAAACUUCCUCCCAACACCAUGUCUCGAGAUGAGCCAAUCCUUUUCGUCCUUGAGAAAUCACGCACCAUUGCCGAGCAGCAGAAGACGAAUCCCAGAACACCUGAACAGGUUGCCAUCAUGAAGACCGAGAUCUUCACCACUAUUCAGGAAAGGUGGGUUCCAAACACCAUCGCAUUGAGGUAUUUCCAAGCGACCUAUCCCUCCUUCGAAGACUUCUGGCUCUUCCGGCGGCAGUUCAGUUAUCAGUUUGCGGCCACCACGUUCAUGACAUACAUAAUGCACAUGUCUGCACGGUAUCCCAUGAAAUUCUCGAUUGCUCGGGCAACUGGGGAUAUCUGGGCAACUGAACUCUUACCCAACCUCAACUCAAGUCGAGCACUGUUCUAUAAUCCCGAACAGGUGCCCUUCCGGUUGACUCCCAACUUACAGACGCUCAUGGGACCUCUGGGUGUCGAAGGCAUCUUUACAGCAAGCUUAAUGGCGAUCGCACGGUGCCUUGCUGAGGCCGACAAUGGAUACCAAAUGGAGCAGCAGCUUGCUAUCUUCGUCAGGGAUGAGAUGUAUAAUUGGGCUGCUGGACGGCCUCAAUCUAGCGGAAGUGGUGGUCCAGGAGGGGAUCAAAAAAUGGAAGGAUCACACCUGAGGGAGCUGGUGGCAAUGAACGUCGAAUUCAUCACCCGUCGCGCUCUUACGUUAGCCAAGACGCAGGGUAGCGUCGGUGUACCUUCGGCCUCUUCUUCGGGAGCACAAGGUUCCAAUGUCAAUGGCACCGGUUCUGGAGGAGAGGGAAGUGCAGGCAGUGCCGCUGCCGCCGCGGCAGCGGCGAACGCCAUUCCCACGGGCGUCACCGGCGUACUCCCUGCGUGCCAGAAUGUGGUGGACCUGGUUAGCAAGGCGACCGAUCCCACGAGACUCAGUGGGAUGGAUGGGCUGUGGAUGCCUUGGCUCUAA